UGCUUGUUUUCUUAGCUCUCCUAGCCGGCAGACCUUGAAUGGCCCUUCUUCGCGGUCAAGACGCGUCUCUCGGUUGAACAAGAUCGCCAAGCAGGGCAAGUACCACCACAAUGUCUGAGAAACCUGAGACGAGCAGCCGUGAAGGCGAUACCUCCGGCAACGAUGGCGCCAACCCGGGCGUCAAGAGCGAGACCAUCCAGCAUGCCGGCCUUCCCAGCGUGCCAGUCAUCGGCGAGCCCCAAAACUGGUUCCUCCGCUUCUGCAGCAGGAUGGGUGACCUCCCCGAGUGGAAGGUCAGUGGCAAGCGUCUCCGCGGACAGGCCCUGAACUGGGGCAUUGGAAUCAUCGCCUCGUGCGGCUUCCUCAUGUUCGGCUACGACCAGGGUGUUCUCUCUGGUCUCUUGACCCUCGACAGCUUCCAGAAAAACCAGGGGCUGAUGACCCCCCUCGAACGGUCCAACCCUCUCUGCUACCACGAAGACGGCACCCGUGACCUUCGCUACUGCCACGGCGACGCCAACACCCAGGCGGCUGGUGUUGCCAUCUACCAGAUUGGCUGCUUCCUCGGCGCUGUCCUCAUUCUGUUCUACGGCGAGGCAUGGGGUCGUCGCUCUUCGACCUUCUGGGGCUCCCUCGUCAUGAUCAUCGGCACCGUCAUGCAGGCUGCUUCCUUCGAGUACGGUCUCUUUGUCGCCGGUCGCGUCGUCGGCGGCAUCGGCAACGGCAUGGUCACGUCCACCAUUCCCACCUGGCAAUCCGAAUGUGCUCGUCCGGAGCGCCGCGGCUUCCUCAUCACCAUAUCCGGCGCGCUCAUUUCCGGCGGCAUCAUGAUCUCGUACUGGGUCGUCUACGGCUUCUAUUUCCUCGAGGGCGAGGUCAGGUGGCGCUUCCCCAUCAUGUUCCAGUCCUUCUUCACCGUCUUGGUCAUGAUCGGUCUGCUCUACCUUCCCGACUCUCCCCGUUGGCUCAUCAUGAAGGGCCGCACCGACGAGGCCCGCGACGUCAUUGGCCGCCUGCUCGACGCGCCCGAGGACAGCACGGUUGUCAAGGAGGAAAUGGAGCAGAUUAUCACUGCCCUCAACGUCGAGCGUGGGGGCGGCAAGUUCUCCCGUCUCUUCAGCGGCGGUGUGUCGCAGAAUCUCCAUCGCGUCGGCCUCGGUAUCGCCGCCCAGUUUUUCCAGCAGAUCUGCGGCAUCAACCUCAUCACCUACUACCUCACCUUCGUCUUCGAGAACUCGCUCGGCUUUGGUCCCGAAUUGUCCCGUCUCUUGGCCGCUUGCAACGGCACCGAGUACUUCAUUGCCUCUCUUGUUGCGCUGCCUCUGAUUGAGCGUGUCGGCCGCCGCAAGCUCAUGCUUUUCGGUGCCUUUGGCAUGAUGGCUUCCAUGGCUAUUCUCGCCGGCAGUGCCUCGACCGGUGAGACGCUUCCCAACGGCGCGCCCAGGCUGAGCACCCUCUACGGUGUCGUUGCCACCGUAUUCCUCUUCGGCUUCAACACCUUCUUCGCCUUCGGCUGGCUGGGCAUGACGUGGCUGUACCCGGCCGAGAUCACCAACCUCCAGACGCGUAUCCAGGCCAACGCUCUCUCGACUUGCUCCAACUGGCUGAGCAACUUCUUGAUCGUCAUGAUCACCCCUCCAGCCUUUGCCAACCUGCAGUACAGGACUUACAUCUUGUUCGCUGCCUUCAACGCCGCCAUCAUCCCCUGCGUCUACCUCUUCUUCCCCGAGACGGCCAAGCGAUCCCUCGAGGAGAUCGACCUAUACUUUGCUCGCGCCUAUACCGAGAAGGUCUCGCCCGUCAAGAUGGCCAAGAUCAUGCCCCGGUACAACCCCGCCGAGCUCAAGACCGAACUCGCCAAAUACUUUGAUGCCGACGACAUUGAACGUCGGCGCUCGUCAGUGGCGGCCUCUGCUCCCACCUCCGCUCCGUCGUAAAGCGUCGAGAGCGACAGAUCACGCCCGCCCCCCAGGCUCCGUGUCGGGCACGGGUACAAGGGCGUGGCGAUUUAACCCCAAGCGCCACUGCUUGGGUGGUGAUGUGAUGCGGGACAGGAGCUGACCGUAUUGCGAUCUUGGAAUUACGCUUCAUUACUUUUCUUAAAUGCUAGUUAGAGAUACCGAUUAGAGUUCAAUAGAGUGACGCAGUCACGCACGCGUCUGUUGAUUUGCCACUUG
Chaetomium fimeti is the source of this 2177-nucleotide messenger RNA. Its product is annotated as sugar transporter STL1. Gene Ontology annotation, cellular component: membrane. The record is from RefSeq and is a predicted model, not a curated record. Gene Ontology annotation, biological process: transmembrane transport; carbohydrate transport. NCBI's taxonomy places the organism in Eukaryota, Fungi, Ascomycota, Sordariomycetes, Sordariales, Chaetomiaceae. Gene Ontology annotation, molecular function: carbohydrate:proton symporter activity. The transcript is spliced from 2 exons. Bases 111 to 1937 code for a protein of 608 amino acids.